Molecule: messenger RNA, 615 nt
Organism: Molossus molossus (Pallas's mastiff bat)
Lineage: Eukaryota; Metazoa; Chordata; Mammalia; Chiroptera; Molossidae
Product: prothymosin alpha-like
Exons: 4
Coding region: 1-615 (204 amino acids)
Biological process (GO): positive regulation of transcription by RNA polymerase II; negative regulation of apoptotic process
Cellular component (GO): nucleus
Molecular function (GO): histone binding
Source: RefSeq, a predicted model, not a curated record
AUGAGAAAGGAUGACACAUCUUCUGAAACUCUGCAGACCACUCACGAAGAUGAUUGUGUCCUCUUCUGUGUAUUCGAGGUCAAGUACAAAAGAGAUUUUGAAGAAAGCAAAGGAAGGGGCUUCAGCAUCGUUACCGACACGCCUGAACUACAGAGGCUGAAGAGGACUCAGGAACAAAUCAGUAAUAUAAACCCAAACACUGAAAUAUAUUGGCCAAAGCCAGACAGAUAUUUUGACAGUGGCCUGGACUGUGUCUGUUUUGAGAUGAAGAAGACCCGCUGCGUCGGAUCCCGGCUGCCCACCGUGUCAGAUGCGGCGGUGGACAACAGCUCGGGGGUCCCCAAGGGCUUCAUGGAGAAGGAAGUUGUGGAGGCGGCAGAGAAUGGAAGAGCCGCAGCUGCUAAUGGGGACGCUAGUGAGGAAAAUGGGGAGCAGGAGGCUGACAGUGAGGCAGAUGAAGAAGGAAGGGAGGAGGAGGAGGAGGAGGAGGAAGGUGAUGAUGAGCAAAAGGAUGAAGAUGAGGAGGCCGAGGCAGCUAUGGGCAAACGGGCAGCUGAAGAUGAUGAGGAUGACGAUGUUGACACCGGGAAGCAGAAGACCGAUGAGGAUGACUAG